AAUAUACUCAGCAAAGUUGACGUGUGCAGGUUGUAUCCUGGCAGAGCUGUACACUGGCUACCCUCUGUUUCCCGGGGAGAAUGAAGUGGAACAGCUGGCCUGUGUCAUGGAGGUCCUCGGAGUCCCACCCGAGGAUGUCAUCAUGAAUGCUUCCAGAAGACGACUAUUUUUUGACUCUAAGGGCAACCCGAGGUGUAUCACCAACAGUAAGGGUCGCAAGAGGAAGCCAGGCUCCAAGGACAUUGCGACAGCCAUUCGCUGCAAUGACAAACUCUUUGUGGACUUUAUUACUCAAUGUCUCAAUUGGGACAGCAAGAAGCGUUUGUCACCUGACGAUGCACUAACGCCAUGAGUGGCUCAAAUCAGCGACAGUGGCACCCAGCGCAGGGGCAGAGGUGCGGCGGUCGCCCUCCUCAGCUAAGCCACCAGCCAGC
Homalodisca vitripennis (glassy-winged sharpshooter) is the source of this 434-nucleotide messenger RNA. RefSeq names its product dual specificity tyrosine-phosphorylation-regulated kinase 2-like. The record is from RefSeq and is a predicted model, not a curated record. Gene Ontology annotation, cellular component: nucleus. Gene Ontology annotation, molecular function: protein serine/threonine kinase activity. Gene Ontology annotation, biological process: peptidyl-serine phosphorylation; peptidyl-threonine phosphorylation. The transcript has 3 exons. The annotation marks the transcript as partial. Lineage: Eukaryota; Metazoa; Arthropoda; Insecta; Hemiptera; Cicadellidae.